This is a messenger RNA of Effrenium voratum, 510 nucleotides long. The record is from the annotation of a GenBank genome assembly. Lineage: Eukaryota; Dinophyceae; Suessiales; Symbiodiniaceae.
AUGUCUGAGUCGGUGUACAGGAAGACGCCCUUGCCUGUCCGUCUAGACCUAAACAAGAGGAACACGAAGGAGCAGUUGAGUCAAGGAACAGAUGACAAGCGAGGCGCCUUACAAGGAGUCGGCGUGUCCUGCCCCACGAAAGAGUCCCAGAAGGACUGCAACGAGGUGAUGCGAAAAGAUCUUGUGCACUGGCUCGCUGAGCAUGGGAUUGCAGGACCGCCUCCCUCACCCGAGGCGGAGCAGAAGGCGAUGUGGGCAUGGAUCCGGGACUUUCACAAGGAGUACAACGAUGAUUGGUAUGCGAGAAACAUGCCGCGACUACGAGACCAAUUCAGACCUAUCUUUGUCCAGGAGAUGAAACGAAUGCGCGGCGAUACUGCAAAGACGACACCUAUUAGUCAGACUGCAACGCCUAGCCCAAGUGACGAUCUCUUGGACUUUGGACCUCCUGAGCAGCCAGCGCCGGCGCCGGCGCCGGCGCCUGCAAGUGUGGACCUUCUGGACAUGUGA